This is a messenger RNA of Hyla sarda, 2648 nucleotides long. Its product is annotated as zona pellucida sperm-binding protein 4-like. The coding region runs from base 1124 to 2638 and encodes 504 amino acids. Gene Ontology annotation, biological process: prevention of polyspermy; binding of sperm to zona pellucida. Gene Ontology annotation, cellular component: egg coat. The record is from RefSeq and is a predicted model, not a curated record. Gene Ontology annotation, molecular function: structural constituent of egg coat; acrosin binding. The transcript has 13 exons. NCBI's taxonomy places the organism in Eukaryota, Metazoa, Chordata, Amphibia, Anura, Hylidae.
GACAGUGAGUCAAAGUACUACUACUCCUAUCAUGGAACAGUGUGGUCCAUGCUGGGAGUAGUAGUACUACCUAAAAAUGAAUAAAAAAGUUAGACACUCACAUACACUAUAUUUUUAUAAUUGUCGGAUACAUUUUAGUGCCCUGCCCGCCCACAUAAAUUGCUUACUGUUUCAAAAUUAAAUAAAAUUUCUUUAAUAAUGUAUAUUUUUUAUAAUUUUUUUUAAUGUUACCCUAUGAAAUUUAAAUAAAAAAGGUAUCUCCCUCACUUUUUUGGAUCGCUAAAGUCCAAAAAAGAUUAAAACCCGCCUGCAAAAACGCCAAAGUUAAAACCCACAUAGCGUUUUUCUUUGCGUUUUUUCACACCCAUAGACUUCUAUGGGGGAAAAACGCAACGUUUUUGCAAAAAAAAACGCCAGACCCUCAGCAAGCAGACGUUUUUAAAAUCCAGCGUUUUUGACCAAAAUCACUAAAAAACUCCAAAAGGAUAAAAAAAACGCCAAACUCAAAAACACCAAGUGCAUAAGGGUUUCUGCAGUUUCCUAUAGACUUACAGCUAACAUCUGGCCGCAGCGUUUUUUCGCAAAAAAAAAACGCCAUGCGGCAAAAUGGGCGUUUUUAACAGCGUUUUUGCGAAAAAUUACUCAGUGGAGACCCGGCUUUAAGCAGUAGUGACAGACCCCUUUAAGUAAAUGUAGUGAAGGCCCCUACUGUCAGGAAAAAACAUACAGGUUCCCGUGUAACUAUAGGCACGUCUGUAAGAUGCACUAAUAGUUAAAUGCAUCCCCAAAUGGCCCAAGCAAUGGCCAUGUUUAAAUUACAUUGCCGAUAUUCUUAAUAUAAAAACACCCUCAGGGUGUCUAAAAUACCAGCUGUGCCUGUAAAAUACCAGCCAGGUGGCAACCUUAGAUGUAAGGUAAAUUAACUUUUUUUUUCCUUUUUUUUUUUUUUUUGUUCCAAUAAACUAAAUGGAAUAAUGGAUGGUAAUUCACAUUCACUAAAAUUGGACGUCCAUCGUAGAAGUUUAAGUGAAAAAUCCUUUUUUGUGGAUGAAAAACUGUCCGCAGGGAGAUCUACCUUUAUAUACAAUAAACAAGAAACUAGAUCCAGCAACUCACCGCCGUGAUGACCGAGCAAAUGGAGGCACAACGAGGAGGCAGGUGGACAGACAAGGAUGGAAAGUCUCACUACCUUCACAAUGACUCCUCUUGUGGAACCUGGAUUGGACAGAGAUCUGACAGCUCAGUGGUGAUUGGUUCUUCCUUUGAUGGCUGCUAUGUGCGCAAGGAGAAUGGAAAUUACAUGGUGACUGUCACUCUAGAAGAAAUUCUACAUACUGGAAAACCCCAAUAUCACAAGAAGGAUCUGAUGUGCCCUAUUCUUCCUGCUCUCCCAGCUAUGGAUGCUCCUAGUGCGAGUGAGUGCGCUUCAGUUCAGCAAGCUGACCGUCUGCAGUGUGCCAAUGACUCUGUAUCCAGAGAGAUCUGUGAAGGCCUUGGAUGCUGCUUCUCUCAGGAUGUCACCCUGCGCUGCUUCUAUGGAAAGAAAUUGACUGCCUAUUGCUCUGCUGAGAACACCAUGGUGGUUGCCAUCUCAAAAGACCUGGCUGUACCAUCCCUACUCCUGGACUCUGUACGUGUAGUGGAUGUAGAUUCCAACUCCUGCCCCAACCUGAGGGUAGCAACAACUGCAUCAUUCAUUGGGUACCAGAUCCCGCUGUCCUGUGGGAGUCCCCAACAGGUGGCUGGCAUGUCUAUAGUGUACGAACACACAUUUGAGGCAACCAAAAAUAUAAGGACUUGGCCAAUGGGAUCCAUCACUAGAGACAGUACAAUAAGGGUGACUGUACGCUGCAGCUACUCCAAUUCUGGUAUUACCCCUCUGCAAGUAGAAGUUCUGACCCUUCCUCCACCUCUCCCUGUAUCUACAUCUGGACCUCUGCUCCUGGAGAUGAAAAUAGCCCAAGAUGGGCAGUAUACCACAUACUAUGCAGAUCAAGAUUAUCCUAUUGAGAGAAUAUUAAGGGAUCCUGUAGAUGUUGAAGUUCGGAUUCUGCAGAGGACUGACCCCAGCAUAAUCCUGGUCUUAAACAACUGUUGGGCCACCAAUUCUCCUGUGCCUACUGAUGCUCCCCAAUGGCCCAUCUUAUUAAACAGCUGCCCUUUUGAAGGAGACAACUAUCUUACCCAGCUGGUUCCUGUUGGCCCUUCCACACAGGCCGUGCCUUUCCCAACACACUACAAGCGCUUCAUUGUAAGCACCUUCACCUUUGUGGAUUCUAGCACCCAGACUGCUCUUAAUGGAUUGGUGUACUUCCACUGCAGCGCUUCUGUAUGUGUCCCAUCUGCCGCGGAGUCAUGUUCUGUGAACUGCGCCCCAAGGAAAAGGAGAGCAGCUAAAUCAUGGGAACCAGAGGAUGCACCUACCACAGUCACUUCUCAUGGUCCAGUUAUGUUUUAUUCUGAAGCUAUGGAAGCAGAUAAGGUUCUUCAUGAAGAGGAAGGUUCCCUUGGUUCUGAUCUUGCCCUGAUUUGGCUGCAAGGAGCAGCAAGUGUUGGCUUCAUCUUGAUGGUGUCACUUCUUGGUAUCUACUUGUAUAGCAGACAAAAGAAAUGCGCAGUGUCCAGUGUGAAUGCUUAAAUAAAGAUUU